GGGUGAUAAUAUCCUCCAGCUGAACAAAAUCUGUAGAUCACUACUCGAACAGGGUCUACUUUGAGGGGAGCGGGUCCAUUCACUCUCAGCUGCCUUUUCAGCUGCAUUUAGGAAUAUAAAUAAAUCAUGCCCCUCCCAGCACACUUUGCGGAAAAUUUAAAAUAAGAAUAUCUUUUUCAGGAGGUUUUUCUUUUGCUGUGCCAAAGGACUUUUCGGUCAUUCAAAACCAGUAGCCCAAUAUGUCUAGUGAUUCCCCAGCUGAAAAUGAUCCCAAACUCAACAGCACAGUAGAGCCCGAGGUGGUGGCGCAAGAUGACAAGGAAGACCGUGUCGAAGAAGAUGACCCCGACGCUGACAAACUCAAGCUCGUGGAUGGCCAAACCAAGGCUGAAGAUGACCCGGAAAAGCUUGAUAGCCAAACUACGCUCAGGAACAAUGGAACCAAGGUUGAAGAUGGCGGCAAGCUUCAUUUGAUAAUCCUCAAGUACGAUCAACGAGACGGUAAAGCAAGGCCCGGCGGGCAAUUUGCCCAGGCUGAUUUGGGCCUCAAAGAAAAGCCCUUGAGCGUGCUGAGAGCAUCCCUUUUGAGUGAAGGUCUUUUAAGCAAGAAUGAUGGAAAUUUCUGCACUAAAGAUGGUGUUUUGGUGCCUGAGAGCACUGGUUUUACAAAAUACCUCGGCUUGAAUGGAACAAAAGCAGAGGAUACACACGAGGUAUACAUCUCCAUGCGCAAGAGACUCACGAAAAUGGACUCGAUUGCCCAGGACUUUUUGAAAAAGGGGGUGGAUUUGACCAACAAGGAAGCCAUCAAGUUUGCAGAUGCACCUGCUGCGUCGCUUUUGACUAGUAGAUACAAUCACAACGACUGGGCAGCCGAUUCCAGUUCCGACACCAUCAUCCACGCGUCCGAUAUGACGGAGAAAGAAUGGGGGACUGUCAUGCGAGAGAACAACCUCCUUUCCGGGCAAACCCUACUCACUGGCCCUGUGCAAAAGGUCAUCAAAGUCCUGGACCAUCCCGAAAUCACCAAGCCGAGGAAUGAAGUUGUCGACGUCAAAAGGUCGUAUUACUCGGCGUUUGCCUUGAAGCCGAGAAAGCUCCCCAAUUGGGACAUCACAUUUCAAAUGGAUGAAAAGACCAAAAGCCAGAUUCAGGAACACGGAGUGGACGUUCCGGAUCACACCUUUCGUAUCCCCCGGUUUUAUACCGCAGAUUCAUCGAAUGUCAAGAUUUUCGAGACGAAUGGAGUGAUGGAAACCACAAUGGCCAAUAGUAGCUUUACGCAAAACUCGAUUAGUGCAGCCUUAGGGGGGUCAGGAUUUGGCAUCAGCGCUGCUGUGCAUGGGGGUGCAAACUGGAGCAAUGAUAAAAAAAGCGCGAGUUCUCAUUUCAGAGACACCAAAUACAUGCAUGCUGUGUAUGAGUUUCCUCGUGUGGAAUUGAUUCUCAAUGAAGAGACUCUUGAACUGAGCGAUGAGUGCAAAGCUGAUGUUACGAUACUGCGCGAAAAACGGUCCGUUGAGGAAUUAAAGCGCUUUGAAGAUAAAUAUGGCAUCCUCUUCGCGCGCAGCAUUCACCUAGGCGGCCGAUUGGUGUCGAUUGAUGAAUCUGACUCUAUCUCGGGCUCUACUGUCGAGGAAAAAAUCCGCAUUCUCAAGGCAUCGGCUGGUGCCUCGUUGUCUGGUUACGGGGCCCAGGCAGAGGUCAAUUACAGCCAUACAGACAACUCGGGUGAUAAAUCAACCAAGACGGAAAAGAAGUUCACACAUAACAUGUCCUGGUCUGCAAAUGGAGGUGACACUACGCUGUGCAACAACCCACCAAAAUGGUGCCCUACAGUGAACUCCUUUUACAACUGGCGAGUUAUGAAGCAAGAUGAUGUGAUCAAUAUGUACCAGUUAAUUGGCAAACUCAAAGGAUAUGAAGACAUUCCCCAGUUGGUUGACGAGAUCACCCAUCUCGAUCCGGACCCGUUAAGCUACAUCAAGUUUUCUCUGGACUUGAAAACGUAUCAGGGCAUCGUGACUCACAGACGUCUCGCGUUUGGUGCACUUCAGGGUGAGUUUCCUGUCAAGGAUACAGUGACCCAAACUAACAUGGGAUUCGACAGAAACGGGUCACGAAGAGCUCAUUUCGAACAUCUCAUUGUCCAAAGAAGAGUCAGGGAAACCUCUUACCUUGUUUCAAAUUGCGAUGAAUAAUCAGAGAACGAAUGUGGUCAUCGAAGAGAAGACUGCACCAGAUAACAAGAACAAGACGUAUCAUCCCAAGUUCAAAUACGGCGUCCGAUACCCUGUUUCCUUCAUGACUGCUGAGGAUGAGGGGAAUGAUCCUCUUUUACAGUGUCUUCAGCUUGAUGAUAACAAGACCCC
Aspergillus wentii DTO 134E9 is the source of this 2372-nucleotide messenger RNA. RefSeq lists its product as uncharacterized. The record is from RefSeq and is a predicted model, not a curated record. The transcript has 14 exons. Bases 240 to 2201 code for a protein of 653 amino acids. Lineage: Eukaryota; Fungi; Ascomycota; Eurotiomycetes; Eurotiales; Aspergillaceae.